CUUCGUCGGCUUCUCAGACAGAACAUUGAAUUACACAAUCGGUGAUUCAACGGCUUCGUCCGAUAUUACGCUCGCACACAGUCCCACCUUAUUUGUAUUUAUUUUAAUGUUUUUUUCACUUUAUAUGAUUUUUAAUUGCACAUUAUCUUAUCACCACCAAACGACUGCAUGCACAUUUUUAAGGAUUGCACUUUUAAUUAGUUAGAACCAUUUCGCCGUCGGGUUCACAUGCUUUUACAAUACUUUUCGGGAAUGUUUGACCGUUUCAUAAACGGUUUGCGAAACUUAAAGCGAGACUUUCAAAAUCCUACAAAUCUUUACGCGAGUUUACGUCUGAUUUUCCUAUUCGCACACUUCUACGGUCUAACGCCAUAUCACAUUGUCAGAUCGUCGAAGACUCAAAAACAUAUUUUAAACGCCUCGGCAUUCGGUUACUUCAGCAUGGCUAUGCGUUUUCUCUUUCUACACGUCAAUAUAAUGUAUAGCAUUCUGCACAAUCACACGGUCAUCGAUUAUUUCUUCACAACCGAAAUUUCGCAUUUCACGGACUCAAUGCAAAAAUUCAAUGGCAUCUUCGGCAAUUUGAUGGCGAUAUGCUUUUGCUUCGUGCAACGCAAGCGACUGUGUACGCUUGUUAAGCGUAUGCAUACAACCGAGGAGCGUUUCUCGAAUGUGGGCGUGUCGUUUAUGCAGAAAUACGUGGCAAAGCGUACAAAUCGCUUUGCUUUGGGUUUAUUCGCCUUAACUAUUGGUUAUUUUCAAUUGAGCAUGUUCGGUAUAUUGGCACGAAAUAAUAUAUAUACAUCACUACCGGCAGCUGUGGCAUUCUAUGCACCGCAUUUGCUCGUUUGUGGCGUGGUACAACUGUUUUAUGCCAUUAUUUACAAGUUGACGCAAUAUUUACGUGCCCUGAAUAAAGUUGAGUAUUUGUGUGAAAACAGGUUGAGAAUUGCAAGUGCUAUUUAAGCGGUGAAUGAAAUGAGAAAAUAUAGAAACUUUCUUGUUUGGUUUUUGUACAGUUUAUCUUACACGUUUUUCUAGCUUCGAACAUUUGGUAAGAACUGCUAAAACACAGAACUCUCGAAUACACUUAAGAAGAGAAGAUAACGGUUAUGAAGCCUACCGAAAUACGAUGUGUGAGAGGAGCGUAGGUAAGAGUAUCAAUACUCUGAUGAUAUUGAUCUCCUGAGAGCAAACUUAACGGUUAAAGGACCUUUUAGAACUUAAGGAACCGCUCUCUAGACAGUUAGAUCUACGUUACCGGAACGAAUCCGGAUUUUUAUACGGCUAAGUAUCGACAACAUACAUUCAAAUUAUUUGGUGAUUGACUUCUGUCGCUACAGCAAUAAUAACUUGGUUGUUUUCUUAUGAAUCGUGUAGUCUCAAUAGCAGUAUUACCAUAACCUCAACCUUGAAAUUUGUAUAUUCUCCAGUUCUAA
Molecule: messenger RNA, 1439 nt
Organism: Zeugodacus cucurbitae (melon fly)
Lineage: Eukaryota; Metazoa; Arthropoda; Insecta; Diptera; Tephritidae
Product: putative gustatory receptor 28a
Exons: 1
Coding region: 229-966 (245 amino acids)
Biological process (GO): sensory perception of taste
Cellular component (GO): membrane
Source: RefSeq, a predicted model, not a curated record